AUGAAUCUUGAUACAGCAACACUCAUUCUUGAAAAUUCAACGUUGCUUGAGAAUGUUAGAGCUCUUGUUAAAAGAUAUCCAUCAUUAACAAAAAGUUUAACCAAUUUGGAAAUGAUAUUUGAUCCUUUCAUAUUGAGAUAUUUACCAAAAAGAGAACAAUUUAGAAUUCUCUUUGGUAAAGAAGAAAAAUUCAAAAGUACUGCACAAGUUACAGACUUUGAUAUGAACUUGAAUUUGCUGAAAGAGAGAUUUGCAAAAUCACAUCCUGGAUUAGUUAUUCCUUUCCACAGAUUUGGAUUAAUACAAAAAAAGUAA
Messenger RNA from Naegleria gruberi, 315 nucleotides. RefSeq lists its product as uncharacterized. The transcript has a single exon. Bases 1 to 315 code for a protein of 104 amino acids. Lineage: Eukaryota; Heterolobosea; Eutetramitea; Acrasida; Naegleriidae. The record is from RefSeq and is a predicted model, not a curated record.